AAUACAGUCAAAAGCACCCUUUUGUCUCUUUGAAGCCUUGAUCAUAUGUCCUACACUAUAUACUCACGUCAUCAUCAUUUGCUCUCUUUGAUGCUUUUUACCUCCCCCCUCGUAUAAAAGUACUGCAUGUCUUUCACUGUGAAUUGAUGCAAACACAAUUGAAGGAAACACUGUGUGACACUUUUUGGAGUGCAUCUGCCGUCUUUUGGAAAAGUUGGAGCAGUGUGUACAUGGAGAUGAUGUGCCGCCUUCUUUGGCCUUUUGUCCUCCUGGGAGUGCUUUGCAGCAUUGGUCCAGCUUGCACUCUCGAAAUCAGCAUGAACAGGAAGCACAACUACGCCGCCACGGGGACAAAUGUAACUCUGGCCUGCCAGUACACGCACACCUUGGAGUCCACGCAGCACACGGAGAUCACGUGGAGUAUUGUGUCUGCGGACCAAGACGAGAAAACCAUCCUUUGGUUUACCGGUGGCCGCUUAUAUCCUGUUCUGUACAAACCACUGGAGGGGAGGCUCCAGUUCACAUCAGCCAAUCCCCAAAAUGGAGACGCUUCCAUCAACAUCACAGACGUUCGUCUCUCAGACUCUACGACGUACCAGUGCUUGGUGAAAAAGUUACCUGAACUGGACCUGAAGAACGUGGACUUGACGGUUAUGGAGGUACCCAGUCAGCCUCAAUGCAGUGUUGACAGGGAACUUGCGGAAGGCCACGGCAUGACGCUCAAAUGCGGCUCCUUGCAUGGCACCCCCCCUCUGAGGUACACCUGGUCCAAGACCAGCGAAGACCAGGUCUUGCCUCCUAAUGCCAUCGUGGACACUGUCGAAGGCACCUUGAGAAACAUCUUUGAGUCGGACUGUGGAAGAUAUCGCUGCACGGUGGCCAGCAUGGUGGCCAAUAAACACUGUGAUCUUGUCCUCAAGUGUUCGCUGUUCCAAGACACCGACGUCGACAGUCAGCAGUCACCGAAAACCGCAGUCGCCAACAGUCAACAGUCACCGAAAACCGCAGUCACAGUCACAGUCGUCUUCGUUACCAUCUUUGUGGUCACCACUGUCGUCAUCGCCGUCGCCUUCUAUCGGCAACAAAAAAAGAAAUCCUUGGACCUCAGCAACACAUUAGCCUUAUCAUAGAUGCGCUCCUUGUGGCGUUUAACCAUCAGCAGUGUUUUGAUUCAAAUGUUGACAUUAUGAUAUUAUUAUCUUUCAUUUUGGACAACAGAAUUUUUAUUUGCAUUUCAUUUUUCCCGCAUUUAAUCUUUUAAACGUUCUAUUUUAUUUCCAAUUAUAAAGAUUUCCGUUGUUUGUUUUGUUGCUUAAAUUGUUUUUAUUUCUUAAACUCUGAUUAUCUGUGUUAAGCAUUUUGUUUUUAGCUGUGGUUGUAUAGUAUAAGUUUUUUUUUUAAAGUUGUUCUAUAACCACAUUUGUAUCUCAAAUUAUCUUUCCCCAUUGAAACGAAUGGAAAUGUCAUUAAUCCAUUCCAGUCUCUGGCUGUUAAAAUGUAUAAAUAAUAAAAUGUAUAAAUA
Phycodurus eques (leafy seadragon) is the source of this 1522-nucleotide messenger RNA. RefSeq names its product coxsackievirus and adenovirus receptor homolog. The coding region runs from base 147 to 1130 and encodes 327 amino acids. Gene Ontology annotation, biological process: homotypic cell-cell adhesion. The record is from RefSeq and is a predicted model, not a curated record. Gene Ontology annotation, molecular function: cell adhesion molecule binding. Lineage: Eukaryota; Metazoa; Chordata; Actinopteri; Syngnathiformes; Syngnathidae. Gene Ontology annotation, cellular component: bicellular tight junction; intercalated disc; basolateral plasma membrane. The transcript is spliced from 2 exons.